AUGCUGGACUCCUUCUGGUGCCCAGAGUGCGGCCGGGUGCUCUGCGAGUCCCACCGGCACCAGCACACCUGCGAGAGGCUGGACCAGCAGAAGGAGCGGAACAAACACAUCUCGAAGAGCUUCUCCUCUUCGGGCGUCACCAAGGAGCAGCUGCAGGCGGAGAUGGCGGAGGCGGAGGCGCGCAGGGAGGCGGCCGACGAGGAGCGGCGGAACGCGGCCCGGAGGCGGGCCGUGGAGGAGGACAGCCAGCGCCAGGAGCGCAAGGGCCGGCGCCUCGUGCUCGCCCAGAAGGCCAGGUCGGUGGAGGGCUUCCUGCAGGGCGUGUCCCGGGACACCGACGCCAACGAGCGGCGCGGCAGGCGGGCGACCGACGAGCUCCUGGAGCUCUACACGCGGGCGAGGCGAAUAAGUCUCACGCUGUACAACGAGUACGAGCACCCCAGCCUGCCCGGCCUCGCGGACGAGGACUGGGAGGGGAUGAAGGAGAUUUACGCCAGGGCCAGGGAGCUGACGGGCAUGCACGUGAUGACGGAGGACGGGCCGCUGGACAUGCGGAACCCGUGGGACCCGCCGCCGCCGCCGGAGGAGGGCGGCCCCGCAGACCUCGACGGCGCCGGGGGCUCCGCCGCGGCCGCCGCCGCGGGCCGCGGCGCGGUCGGCGCGGCCGGGGUCGCCGCCGAGCUCGACGCGAAAGGCCGCGCACCAGAGGCCGCUCUUGCCGUGGUAGCCGCGCCCCGCGUGCAGCCGACAGGCGAGAACGGCGGCCGUCCCUGGUGCACGGCUGGCAAGUACGACCACAGGCAGUACCUCGCCCUGAAGCUGCUCGGCAAGACGCUCCGGUACACGGUGGACCUCUCUGGCGCCGGCUGCGGCUGCAACGCGGCCUUCUACCUCACCUCGAUGAGGCAGAACACGCACGUGUCCGAGUGUUCGGACUACUACUGCGACGCGAACAACGUCUGCGGCGAAUCGUGCGCGGAGAUCGACAUCCAGGACGCCGAGGCGGUCUGGGCAGCCGGGCACCUGGGUAGCCAGACACGUUGGCACCUGGACAGCCAGUACCCAGCUGGACACUUGGACGGACACUUGGCGAGGGCCGGGCAUUUGGCCCGAGACACCUGCGGCCUCGGUGGCGGCUACGGAGGGGGCGACGGCUGGGACGGCCCCCGCGACUGGGGCUCCGCGGAGUACGGCAAGGGCUCGAGGUGCAUCGACACGGCCAAGCCCUUCGAGGUCGCCACCUCCUUCCCCGUGGACGCGCGAGGCACCCUGGCCGCGAUGGAGGUGACGCUGACCCAGGCUGGCAAGAACUGCCCCCUCACCGUGUUCCUGGACCAGUACGAGGGGAUGGCCGAGCUUUCGAAGACGCUUGAGGAGGGCAUGACCCCCAUCGUGAGCUACUGGAGUGCCAACGACAUGCUUUGGAUGGAUGGCCAGGGCCAGGACGGGAGCGGCCCCUGCGCCUUCGACGACAUGGGCGCCUGCGGCAAGACUGUCCGGUUCUUCAACUUCUCCCUGGAGGAGAUAAAGGGCGGCGCGGGUGCCGGCGGCGCGAAGGCGGCCUCUGGCGCCUCCGCGGGCAGCCGGCCGCCGCCUGGCUUCACGGCCGCCAGCGGCUACGACAAUGCCGCCGCCCCCGCGUCGCCGGCGCCCGCGGCCGCGCCAGGAGCCUCCUCGCCCGGCAGCGUGACCGUGGCGAGCUGCCCCGGCAGGUUCGACGUCCCCGGCUACGGCAAGGUUGCGAUCGUGCCGACGGGCUGGGCCGACGCCGACGGUUACAAGCCCGUGGACGUCACCGAGAGCGGCGAGCUGGUGGCCCACAUGGACGCGCGCGCCUACUUCGCUGACACGUGCACAGCAGGGAAGUACGACCACGAGCAGUACCUCGCGCUGAAGCUGCUGGGCAAGGCAAUCCGCUACAAAGUCGACCUGUCUGGCGCAGGGUGCGGGUGCAACGCGGCCUUCUACCUCACGUCCAUGAGGCAGAACUCGCACAAGUCCGAGUGCUCCGACUUCUACUGCGACGCCAACAACGUGUGCGGCGAGUCCUGCGCCGAGAUUGACAUCCAGGAGGCCAACCAGCUCGCGUGGCACUCCACGCUGCACACUGCCCAGGACCACAGCGGCGUCGGCGGCGGCUACGGCGGCGGCGACAGCUGGGACGGCCCCCGCGACUGGGGACCCGCGGACUACGGCAAGGGGGCCCAGUGCGUGGACACGGCGAGGCCGUUCGAGGUGCUCGCCGCCUUCCCCGUGGACGGCCAGGGCACCCUGGCCGCCAUGGAGGUGACGCUUUCGCAAGAAGGGAAGACCUGCCCCCUGUCGGUCCGUAUCGGCAGCUACGAAGGCAUGGCCGAGCUCACGAAGGCGCUGAAGGAGGGCAUGACGCCUAUCCUGAGCUACUGGAGCGCGAACGACAUGCUGUGGAUGGACGGCGUGGGGUCCGACGGGCAGGGGCCGUGCAGAGUCGACGACAUGGACGCCUGCGGCGAGAGCGUGAGGUUCUUCGACUUCUCCGUGGAGGAGAUCGGCGCCUCCGGGCAGGGCGUCGCUAGCGAGGCGGCCCCGAAGAGCAGCACGGGCAACCGGCCGCCCGCCGGGGUCACGGCCGCCAGCGGCUACGGCGACGGCGGCUCCCCGGCGCCAGCGCCCGCGGCAAAGAAGAAGAGCGGGGCCGCAAAGAAGCCGAUCAGCGUCGAAUGCCCCGGCAGUUUCGACGUGCCUGGCUACGGCAAGGUGGAGCUGGUUCCGACCGGGUGGGCCGACGAUGACUUCAAGCCGGUGGAUGUCUCCAGGAAGGGCCAGCUCGUGGCUCACAUGGACGCGCGCGCGUAUUUUGCCGACGCGUGCACCGCCGGCAGGUACGACCACAGGCAGUACCUGGCUCCGAACCUCCUCGGCAAGGCGAUCAAGUACACCGUGGACCUCUCGGGCGCAGGGUGCGGCUGCAACGCGGCCUUCUAUCUCACUUCCAUGAGGCAGAACACCAAGGUCUCCACCUGCUCGGACUACUACUGCGACGCCAACAACGUUUGCGGCGAGUCGUGCGCGGAGAUCGACAUCAUGGAGGCCAACCAGUUCGCCUGGCACAGCACCCUCCACACGGCGCAGGACCACAGCGGCAUUGGCGGCGGCUACGGAGGCGGCGACAGCUGGGAUGGCCCUCGCGACUGGGGCUCCGCGGAGUUCGGCAAGGGCAGCAGGUGCGUGGACACCACUAAGCCUUUCGAGGUCUCGGCUGCUUUCCCUGUGGACGAGCAAGGCACCCUUGCGGCCAUGGAGGUGACCCUGUCGCAGGCCGGCAAGUCCUGCCCGCUUAUCGUGCGCCUUGGCUCCUACGAGGGCAUGGCGGAGCUCUCGGAGGCGCUCCGCGAAGGCAUGACGCCGAUCGUGAGCUACUGGAGCGCCAACGACAUGCUCUGGAUGGACGGCAAGGGCCAGGACGGCCAGGGCCCGUGCGGUGCCGAUGACAUGGACGCGUGCGGGGAGUCGGUGGUACUCUCGAACUUCUCCAUUGAGAAGGUCCAUGGCCGUGGGCAGAGCAACGCAGCAGCGCCGGCGGCGGCCUCCGGCUCCACCAGCGACAGCUCCUCGCCGGCGGCGGCGUGCUCGCGGACGCAGAAGGACGACUGCAGGAACACCCGCUGCUGCGCAGAGGCGGGGAUGCAGUGCUACGAGAAGCACGAGUGGUGGGCCGCGUGCAAGGAGGCCUGCGUCCCGGGCUCCACGGACCCCGAGGACACCGGGGCCGACAGGACCCCGUGGAGCUGCAAGCCCUUCGGCAAGCGCGCACCCGGCGCAGCUGCCUCCAGCAGCAGCAGCAACCGCAGCAGCGGCGACGUCGCCACGUCGCCAGGAUCUCCACAGGGCCAGGUGCUGAUCAAGGUGAAGGUCGCGGAGGACCUUCCGAUCCUUUCGGUCGGCGCUGAGCUGAAGCUGGAGAUCGGCGGCCAGAGGCUCCGCGCCAAGCUGCUCGAGGAGUCCAGCGCACUCGACGGCUCGUCUCUGCUGCAGCGCCUCGACAGCGAGGACGCCGCCCUGCCGCUUCUAGCGGCCGCCGCGGAGCCGGCGCCGGCCGGGGCGCUGCGGCGGGCCGCGGCCCCCCUGCUGCUGUCCGCCCUGCUGGCGGCGGCCGUGGCGGUGGCGCUGCGGCGGCGGGGCGCGGGGGGCGCAGGCCGCCACGGGCGCGCGGCGGCGUGGCAGCUGAUGGCAGACUCGGAGCUCGGCACGCCAGCCUAG
Molecule: messenger RNA, 4239 nt
Organism: Prorocentrum cordatum
Lineage: Eukaryota; Dinophyceae; Prorocentrales; Prorocentraceae
Source: the annotation of a GenBank genome assembly